This is a messenger RNA of Fraxinus pennsylvanica, 3606 nucleotides long. The record is from the annotation of a GenBank genome assembly. NCBI's taxonomy places the organism in Eukaryota, Viridiplantae, Streptophyta, Magnoliopsida, Lamiales, Oleaceae.
AUGAAAUUGAUACUGUUGAAUCCUUCGAAUAUGACUUUGGUACUAUUAGAGCUGCAACAAACAGUUUCUCUGAUGCUAAUACGUUCGGGCAAGGUGGAUUUGGUGUUAUUUAAAAGGUACACAAGAAAUAGCUCCUACGAAAGAAACCUUAAUACUUCCCUCUCCUCCGUUCCGCCAAAUAUUGACACCAAUGGAUUCUACAACGCCUCUACCGGAGAAAAUCCUGAUAGAGUCAACGUCAUUGCGCUCUGUAGAGCUGAUCUUCAGCCUUCUCAGUGUCGUGAUUAUGUGGAAAAUGCUACGGCCGAAAUCUUAAAGAGGUGUCCAAAUAAAAAACAGGCAAUCUUAUGGCACGAAUUUUGUAUGGUACGAUAUUCCGACGAGGCUAUCUUUGGAACUCUUGCAAAUUCCCCAAUGGAAUGGGGUUAUAGUGGGGAAAAUAUCACAAAUACAGACGUUUUUUACCGGGAGCUGAACGUAUUGUUGAACAGCCUUCACGAUCAUGCCGCUUUUAAUAGCUCGCCGAAGAAGUUUGCUGCUGCCACUCGGGAUGUGAAUGGUUCGAAUCGUCCGUUAAUUUCUGCAUUUGAACAGUGCACACCUGAUAUAACCUCGGAGGAAUGUCGUGAUUGCUUAAACAAAUCUGCCCAACAGAUUCGGGAAUGCUGUGAGGGUGCAAGAGGAGUUAGAAUCCUUAGGCCUAGUUGCUAUCUUCGUUUCGAAACUGAUCAGGAUCCAUUCUACAACGUAUCGAUGGUUGAACCGGUAUUCCAGCCACAAACGCCACCGUCACGGCCACCGCAGCCGCCGGGAAAGCAGAAAAAUACUUCUCGAACUAUCAUUAUUGUCAUCAUUCCAAUUGUUCUGGGUCUAAUACUUGCACUUUGCAUUGGCAUCUACUUAAAAACCAAAAAAAAUCAUAAACCAUGGGAAGAAGUUGACCUUGACGAGGAGAUCAGUACUGUUGAAUCCCUACAAUAUGACUUUGGUACGAUAAGAGUUGCAACAGACAAUUUCUCUGAUGCUAACAAGUUGGGGCAAGGUGGAUUUGGUGUUGUUUACAAGGGAAAACUCCCUAAAGGAAACGAAAUUGCAGUAAAAAGGGUGUCCCAUGAUUCAGGGCAAGGAGACUUGGAAUUUAAGAAUGAGAAUGGGAGUUUGGACCGCUUCAUAUUUGAUUCAAACAAUCCAUGUUUGGAUUGGGAAAAGCGCUACAUAAUUAUCAGCGGUGUUGCUAAGGGACUUCUUUAUCUACAUGAAGAUUCUCGUCUACGAAUCAUUCACCGAGAUCUCAAAGCCAGCAAUGUUCUGUUAGAUGAAGAGAUGAACCCCAAAAUUUCAGAUUUUGGCAUGGCGAGAUUGUUUGUCCCGAACGAAACUCAGCACAGCACUAGCAGAAUAGUUGGAACAUAUGGAUACAUGGCACCUGAGUAUGUAAUACAUGGACACUUCUCUAUUAAGUCAGAUGUCUACAGCUUUGGUGUCCUAAUUUUGGAAAUCAUAAGUGGUCAGAAAGCUUAUAAUUUUCAGAAUGGAGAGGGUAUGGACGACCUCAUAAGUUUUGUUUGGAAAAAUUGGCACCAAGGAACGGUUGCAAAUAUAAUAGAUCCUGCAUUGAGGACUUCUUCAGGAUCCAUGAGUGAUAUUACGAGAUGUAUUCAUAUCGGUUUGUUAUGUGUUCAAGAUAAUGCAGCCGAUAGACCUACAAUGGGAUCAGUGGUUCUCAUGCUCUCUAGCUUUUCCUUAACUCUGACAGUACCUUCACAACCUGCAUUUUUCAUGUCAGACCUUUUUGGUUCUGUUAAAUCCCAGAAUUAUCCAUGUGGAGAGAAUGGUACUUACAUGAGCAAUAGCACCUUCAGCGCAAACCUGAAUACCCUCCUCUCCUCGGUCUCCUCUAAUAUUGAUACCAAUGGAUUCUACAAUGCCUCCAUGGGAGAAUAUGCUGAUAGAGUCAACGCCAUUGCGCUCUGUAGAGGAGAUGUUCAACUCGAUAUUUGUCGCAGUUGUAUCUAUAAUGCUACGCGCUCUAUCUUACAAUUGUGUCCUUAUAAAAAACAGGCGACAUUUCGGGAUCCACGUAAUUGGUGCAUGCUACGUUAUUCUGAUGAGUACAUAUUCGGAACACUUGUAACUUUCCCCGACUUUUAUACGUGGAACACAAAAAAUGUCUCAGAUCCAGAUGACUUCUUCCAGGAUUUGACAACAUUGUUGAACAAUCUACAAAGCCAGGCAGCUUAUGGUGGUUCCCUCAAGAAGUUCGCUGCUGCAAAUAGAACUCGACCAGAUUCUUUGACAAUUUAUGGACUUAUGCAGUGCACCCCUGAUUUACCCUCAGAGGAUUGUAGAGAUUGCCUGAUUCAGGUUAGCCAAGUUAUACCACGGUGUUGUAAUGGGAAACCAAGAUUCGGUAUCUUCACCCCCAGCUGCAUUCUUCAAUAUGACACCUCUUUGUUUUAUAAUUAUACUCCUCAGCCACCUCCAGCACUAGCACCACCACCACCACCACCACCAUCAGUACCGGUACGGGAAGCACCAAUACUGGCACCACCAGGUGAGAAAAUCCUUGACUUCUAUUUUGGAAAUGAUGUUAAUAAAACUCGUACCAUCAUAAUUAAGAUUGUUCCAAUUGUUGUGGGCCUAAUACUUGCUGUAUGCAUUGGCAUCGUCCUAAGAAUCAGACGACAGAGCAAAACAAAAGAAAUUCAUGAAACUGACAAUGAAAUUAGUACCGUUGAAUCCCUACAAUAUGAAUUUGGUACAAUUAGAGCCGCAACAAACAGUUUCUCUGAUGCUAACAAGCUCGGGCAAGGUGGAUUUGGUGUUGUAUACAAGGGAAAACUUCCAAGCAGGCAAGAAAUAGCUGUGAAAAGAUUGUCCAUGAAUUCAGCGCAAGAGAGAAGCGAGAGGCUUCUUGUUUAUGAAUUUAUUGAGAAUGGGAGCCUUGAUCGUUUCAUUUUUGAUCCAAUCAAGCGUCAAUAUUUGGAUUGGGACACACGCUACAAAAUCAUAGGGGGUGUUGCUAAGGGGCUUCUUUAUCUGCAUGACGAAUCUCAACUCCGAAUCAUUCACCGUGAUCUCAAAGCAAGCAAUGUCUUAAUAGACGGCGAGAUGAACCCCAAAAUAUCAGAUUUUGGCAUGGCAAGGUUAAUUGUCCAAGAUGAAACUCAAGGCAGUACCAACAGGAUUGUAGGAACCUAUGGAUAUAUGGCACCCGAAAAGUGUAUUAUGUAUCGGAAAAGCUACACAUAUAAUAGAUCNGGAAAAGCUACACAUAUAAUAGAUCCUUUACUGAGGACUUCUGAUGGAUCCUUGUGUGAUAUUUUGCGAUGCAUUCAUAUCGGUUUGUUAUGUGUUCAAGAAAAUGCAGCUGACAGACCUACAAUGGCAACAAUAGUUCUCAUGCUUACAAGCUACUCUAUAACUCUGCCAAUACCUUCACGGCCUGCAUUUUUUGUGUUUAGUAGCCUUGAUCCAGAAAUUUCACUUUUUCGGGAACAAAAUUCAAGACCGAAAGAGGCCACAGAAUCGUCAAAGAAUAGAUCGAGUAAUUCUAUUGAUGCAUCUGUAAAUGAUGUCACAAUGAGUGAAUUAUAUCCUCGGUAA